Molecule: messenger RNA, 3605 nt
Organism: Scleropages formosus (Asian bonytongue)
Lineage: Eukaryota; Metazoa; Chordata; Actinopteri; Osteoglossiformes; Osteoglossidae
Gene: eif4g2a
Product: eukaryotic translation initiation factor 4, gamma 2a
Exons: 20
Cellular component (GO): eukaryotic translation initiation factor 4F complex
Molecular function (GO): translation initiation factor activity; mRNA binding; protein binding
Source: RefSeq, a predicted model, not a curated record
UGUUUCCCCCCCCCACCCCACCCUUUGGAUAUUAUUCUUUUGAGGAUUCUUCGUUGUCAAGCCGCCAAAGUGGAGAGUGUGAUUGCAGAAGGGGGUGCUUCUCGUUUCAGUGCCUCUUCGGGAGGAGGAGGUAGGGGUGCAUCCCAGCACUAUCCCAAGACUGUCGGAAACAGCGAGUACCUGGGGAAAACCCCAGGGCCUAGCGUUCAGAGAUGGGUCCCUUCACGAAGCACUAGACGAGAUGUCAACUCCUCCAACGAAAAAGAACGACAUGAUGCAAUCUUUAGGAAAGUAAGAGGCAUACUUAACAAGUUGACCCCUGAAAAGUUUGACAAGCUAUGCCUUGAGCUCCUCAAUGUGGGCGUAGACUCAAAACUCGUCCUAAAAGGAAUCAUCUUGCUGAUUGUAGACAAAGCCCUUGAAGAGCCCAAGUAUAGUUCGCUAUAUGCUCAGCUAUGUCUGCGUUUGGCCGAAGAUGCACCAAACUUUGAUGGCCCUUCAGAGAUCCAGUCAUCACAAAAGCAGAGCACAACAUUUAGGAGACUUCUGAUAUCUAAGCUUCAGGAUGAAUUUGAAAACCGCACCAGAAAUGUUGAAAUCUAUGACAAACAUGACAACCCUCUGUCUUCGGAGGAAGAGGAACAACGUGCCAUUGCUAAGAUCAAGAUGCUGGGCAACAUCAAAUUCAUUGGGGAACUUGGCAAACUUGACCUUAUCCAUGAAUCUAUCCUUCAUAAGUGCAUCAAAACACUUUUGGAAAAGAAGAAGAGAGUCCAACUUAAGGAUAUGGGCGAGGAUCUGGAAUGCCUCUGUCAGAUAAUGAGAACAGUGGGGCCGAGGCUAGACCACGAAAAAGCCAAAUCUUUAAUGGAUCAGUACUUUGGCCGUAUGCGAUCCCUAAUGAACAACAAGGAUUUGGCAGCAAGGAUUCGCUUCCUGCUGCAGGAUACCGUGGAGUUGCGAGAAAACAACUGGGUUCCUCGCAAAGCUUUUCUCGAUAAUGGACCAAAGACGAUUAACCAGAUUCGUCAGGAGGCAGUAAAGGACUUGGGAGUUUUUAUUCCACAGAACCAAGGAUUGAGGCCUGACUUCUUUCUGGAAGGCCCCUUCAUGCCACCCAGGAUAAAACUUGACAGAGAAUCUCUAGGGGGAUUAGCAGAUAUGUUUGGACAGAUGCCAGGUAGUGGAAUUGGCACAGGUCCAGGAGUCAUCCAGGACAGGUUCUCGCCCACCAUGGGGCGUCACCGUUCGAAUCCGCUCUUCAACGGUCAUGUUGGUCACAUUGCACCUGUUUCCCAGUCUCAGUUUGAUAUUAGGGAGAAACCUUUCAUGAAACUCAACCAGGGGCAGAAUCAGCUUUUCCAGACCCAGAGCCAUUCAUCCCAGCAACAAGCUCAAUCCAAGGAUAUGCCACCUCGAUUCAUAAAGAAAGGACAGCUGAAUGCUGAUGAGAUCAGUCUGAGACCUGCUCAGUCGUUCCUUCUGAAUAAGAACCAAGUGCCAAAGCUGCAGCCACAGAUACCUACCAUGAUCCCUCCGAGCGCACAGCCUCCUCGUACACAGACUCCCCCACUGGGGCAGCCACCUCAGCUGGGAUUGAAAACCAACCCUCCUCCAAUACAGGAAAAGCCCCCAAAGACUAGCAAGAAACCACCUCCUGCCAAAGAGGAGCUUCUCAAAACAACGGAGACUGUAGUGACUGAGUACCUCAACAGUAAAAAUAUUAAUGAAGCAGUGAAUGGCAUUAGGGAGAUGAAGGCUCCCAAACACUUCCUGCCAGAAAUGUUGAGCAAGAUCAUCCUGUGUUCCCUGGAGCGGUUGGAUGAGGACAGGGAGCAUGCCAGCACUCUGAUCCACAUGCUGCGCACUGAGGGUCUUGUCACAGGAGAGAACUUCAUGCAGGCUUUCCAGAAUGUUUUAGAUCAGUGUUCUAAGAUUGAGGUGGACAUUCCCCUGGUAAAAUCAUACUUGGCCCAGUUUGCUGCUCGAGCCAUCAUUGCUGAGCUUGUGAGCAUCGCGGAGCUGGCUCACCCCCUGGAAAAUGGUGCCCAUUUUCCCCUGUUCCUGCUCUGCCUUCAGCAAAUGGCCAAGCUGAAGGAUCGUGACUGGCUGACUGAUCUCUUCCAGCAGAGCAAGGUGAACAUGCAGAAGAUGCUGCCUGAGAUAGACCAAAACAAGGACCGCAUGUUGGAGAUUUUGGAAGGCAAAGGGUUAAGCUUCCUGUUCCCACUGCUUAAGUUGGAGAAGGAGUUGUUGAAGCAGAUCAAGGCGGACCCCUCCCCUCAAGCAAUCUACAAGUGGAUCAAAGACAACAUCUCACCUAAACUGCACACUGACAAGGGCUUUGUCAACAUACUUAUGACCAGUUUUCUGCAGUAUAUUGCCCAUGAGAUGUGCAUUGUUGGAGAUGACCAGUUGUCAGCUCUGUCAAAAGAUCAGCUUGACCAGGAGAAACAGCUGCUGCUCGCCUUCAAGCCUGUGAUGCAGAAAUUCCUGCAUGAUCAUGUAGAUCUGCAGGUCAGUGCCCUGUAUGCACUGCAGGUUCACUGCAACGCCAACGGUUUCCCUAAAGGCAUGUUACUCCGCUACUUUGUGAACUUUUAUGAUAUGGAGAUAAUUGAAGAAGAAGCCUUCCUUGCAUGGAAAGAAGACAUUACACAAGAGUUUCCUGGAAAGGGAAAAGCAUUAUUUCAGGUGAACCAGUGGCUUACUUGGCUGGAAACAGCAGAGGAGGAGGAAUCCGAGGAGGAAGCUGACUGAGGAACCAGCCAAAGCCUUACAGUGCAGAGGAACUAUUGACGAUACUGCUCUUUCUGUCCUUUAUCCUUCGCUUGUAAUGCGUGUAACUGCAAAAACUUCAUUCCACUGUAAAGUUUCACAUAAAGCAGUUUUUAAUAACUUGCAUAAGGUCUUAAAAGUGCAUAAUGGUAUACCAUCUUGUUAGCCUUUUCCUCUAAUCAAGAUCUGUGCUACUGGCAGCAUGAACCUACAUUGUCUGUGCUAGAGGCACCCUGCUGAGGGGUGACCUUCGGCACACGCUCCUAGGUUGACCGAAUAGCGACACUGUAGAGAUGCACUUUGCUCAUCGUACUUAAGUCGCCGCAGUACUCCUUCAUCCCUCGAGUGUUACAAAGAAUCCUAAACUGUAAUCAUUGGUUCCGUAACAUUUUAAUUGUUGUAUGUGUUUCUACCUCCUAGUAAUGGGCUUUGUUAUGUGCUGGGUUUGAAAUGUCCUCAAAUUUUGUUUAAACCUAGAAGACUAAAAACCUGGGGAUGUCCACAAGUCUAUUGUAAUGAACUUGGGUAUUUGCAUACUGACGUAUUGUUUUCUGAACUCAGAUGUGCCCCUUUAAGUGCUUCUGUUGGGCAUAGGGAACACUUGAAUGGAAUUUAAGCCACCUUCAGUCGACUUGUGUUAACAUGCCCCUGUCCCCCUUACCUGUGUCUCCUCAGCAUUGUAAUACUUGAAUUUCUUCUCCUUGGUGCAUGUUCAGGGAUGUCCAACUUGGCCUGUACGGAUGCAACUUUCUCUCCUCUUCACAGUGACGUAGUACGGAAAUGAAUUUUUAAACAUUUCUUUUAAUCGGUAAAACAUUAAAAUAAAA